Molecule: messenger RNA, 810 nt
Organism: Fusarium poae
Lineage: Eukaryota; Fungi; Ascomycota; Sordariomycetes; Hypocreales; Nectriaceae
Exons: 3
Coding region: 1-810 (269 amino acids)
Biological process (GO): mRNA splicing, via spliceosome
Cellular component (GO): U2-type catalytic step 1 spliceosome
Source: RefSeq, a predicted model, not a curated record
AUGAGUGAACGCAAAGUCCUACAGAAAUACUACCCCCCGGAUUUCGAUCCUUCAGCUCUUACCCGCAGGCGGGGAAACAAAGAUGCGGGACCCAAGACACAAAAAGUUCGAAUAAUGGCUCCAUUCUCUCUACGCUGCACACGAUGCGGAACGUUCAUCUAUCGCGGCAGGAAGUUUAAUUCCAACAAGGAGAUACGGCCGGAUGAGAAGUACCUCAACAUCCAGCUUAUCAGACUGUCAUUUCGCUGUACGGGGUGCUCGGGGGAGAUCAUCCUACGUACAGACCCCAAGAACAAUGACUAUACUAUUUUGUCAGGGGCUGUACGAAAUAACGAGCCAUGGCGUAAUCGCGAGACCGAGAACGAAGAUGAUGAACAGCGACUGAACCGACUGGAACGCGAGGAAGCAGAAGCUGCGGGCGAGGAAGAAAAGAAUGCAAUGGAGGAACUCGAAGCCAAGAACAUGGACGCGCAGAGAGAAAUGGCCGCCGCUGAUGCGCUGGACGAAAUCCGACACCGAAACGCACGAAUCAAUCGUUCCGAGAAAGAAGGUGUUGACUUUGCGGACACUAUCGUACGGACAGAGGAUGAGGAAAGGGAGAAACAGGAGAGGGAAGACGACGAGGCUGCUAAGAAGGCUUUCGCUGCCGCACGAGCCCGUAUGGAAAUGGAGACUAUAGUUGAGGACGACACGCCUGUCGAGUUAGCUGAGCUGAAACCUGUAGCGCCAGCGCCAGCGCCUAGUUUCAAGAGGGUUAUCAAGAAGAAGAAGGACCAUUCAGCAGCUCUGGGUUUGAAGAAGAAAGUAUAA